Ruditapes philippinarum (Manila clam) is the source of this 377-nucleotide messenger RNA. RefSeq lists its product as uncharacterized. Gene Ontology annotation, molecular function: ribosomal large subunit binding. Gene Ontology annotation, biological process: translation. NCBI's taxonomy places the organism in Eukaryota, Metazoa, Mollusca, Bivalvia, Venerida, Veneridae. Gene Ontology annotation, cellular component: mitochondrion. The record is from RefSeq and is a predicted model, not a curated record.
ACGCCUGUCACGGUAUGAAAACGUUACCUUUGAUAAUGUUGACAUUACUUUCAAUGCGUACUUUUUGCCGAAGACAAUUAUACCCGUGCACCGUCUGUUCAAUAUUGUGCUUAAUGACAAUUUGACCUGGUACGUAGCCAUGGCAUUUAGAACCUCACGUCUAUUGACUGGAUCACUGCAAAACCUGAACACUUUAUGCAACACUGUGUCACACUCUUCAAAUAGUAUCAAUAGACGUCUAUCAUAUCUUGCCAACAGAGGAGCAAAUAUUUGUCUUGAUACACAUCCACAUACUGGGAUAAAGAACAAGGAUGCAAUAGUUGCUACACAGUGGUGUAUUCAGAUUAGACAUAAAGGAAGAGACAAGCCUAAAAAAA